This is a messenger RNA of Orycteropus afer afer, 2223 nucleotides long. It is a transcript of the gene ISLR2, whose product is annotated as immunoglobulin superfamily containing leucine rich repeat 2. The record is from RefSeq and is a predicted model, not a curated record. The coding region runs from base 1 to 2223 and encodes 740 amino acids. NCBI's taxonomy places the organism in Eukaryota, Metazoa, Chordata, Mammalia, Tubulidentata, Orycteropodidae. Gene Ontology annotation, molecular function: protein binding. Gene Ontology annotation, biological process: positive regulation of axon extension. Gene Ontology annotation, cellular component: cell surface. The transcript has a single exon.
AUGGCGUCCCUGAGGGCCUUGUGGCUGGCCUGGGCGCUGCUCAGAGUGGUGGGAGCGUGCCCCGAGCCGUGCGCCUGCGUGGACAAGUAUGCGCAUCAGUUUGCCGACUGUGCCUACAAGGAGCUGCGCGAAGUGCCCGAGGGACUGCCAGCCAACGUGACCACGCUUAGUCUGUCUGCCAACAAGAUCACUGUGCUGCGGCGCGGGGCCUUCGCCAACGUCACCCAGGUCACAUCUCUGUGGCUGGCGCACAAUGAGGUGCGCACCGUGGAGCCGGGCGCACUCGCCGUGCUAAGCCAGCUCAAGAACCUCGACCUAAGCCACAAUCUCAUCUCCAGCUUCCCAUGGAGCGACCUGCGCAACCUGAGCGCUCUGCAGCUGCUCAAGAUGAAUCACAACCGCCUAGAGUCGCUGCCCGGUGACGCGCUCGGCGCGUUGCCGGACCUGCGCUCCCUGAGAAUCAACAACAACCGUCUGCGUACGCUGGCGCCCGGCACCUUCGAUGAGCUAAGCGCGCUGUCGCAUCUGCAACUCUAUCACAACCCUUUCCACUGCGGCUGUAGCCUCGUGUGGCUGCAGGCCUGGGCCGCGAGCACCAGGGUCUCGCUGCCGGAGCCAGAUUCCAUUGCUUGCGCCUCGCCUCCCUCGCUGCAGGGAGUGCCGGUGCACCGCUUGCCCAAGUUGCCCUGUGCACCGCCCAGCGUGCAUCUGAGCGCAGAGCCGGCGCCUGAAGCACCCGGCAGCCCUCUGCACGCUGGACUGGCUCUAAUGGUGCACUGCAUCGCCGAAGGCCACCCGGCGCCUCGCCUGCAGUGGCACCUUCAGAUCCCGGGAGGCACUGUAGUUUUAGAAUCGCCGACCCUGAGAGAGGAGGACAACGGAGACGGGGCAGAGGACGGAGAAGGGGAUGGGGACGAGCCGACGCUGAUCGAGGCCCCAACCCCGACUCCGGCACCCGCUUGGCCCGCACCCCCAGCUACCCCACGCUUCCUGGCCCUCUCAAACGGUUCCCUGUUGGUGCCCCUGCUGACUGCCAAGGAGGCAGGCGUCUACACCUGCCGCGCACAAAACGAGCUGGGCGCCAACUCGACGUCAAUACGCGUGGCUGUGGCAGCAACAGGGCCCCCGAAGCACGCACCCGGCGUCGGGGGAGAACCCGGUGGGCAGACCCCGGUCUCUGAGCGCAAGUUCACAGUCAAAAGUCGGGGCAAUAGCGUCCUGCCAUCUAAGCCUGAGAGCAAAAUCAAAGGCCAAGGCCUAGCGCGGGUCAGCGUCCUCGGGGAAGCAGAGACGGGGCUGGAGGAGGAGGCAGGUGAGGGAGAAGAAACAGAAGACCAGAUCCCAAUGGACCCCGCGGAGGAACAGCGCUGCGGCCACGGGGACCCCUCGCGGUACGUGUCUAACCACGCUUUCAACCAGAGCACGGACCUCAAACCCCACGUCUUUGAGCUGGGCGUCAUUGCUCUGGACGUGGCGGAGCGUGAGGCGCGGGUCCAGCUGACGCCGCUGGCAGCGCGCUGGAGCCCUGGGCCCAGUGGGGCCAGGGGAGCUGGGCGGCGGCCCCUACGCCUACUUUAUCUGUGCCCAGCGGGGGGCGGCGCAGCUGUGCAGUGGUCGCGGGUAGAGGAGGGAGUCAACGCCUACUGGUUCCGCGGCCUGCGUCCUGGCACCAACUACUCCGUGUGUCUGGCUCUGGCGGGCGAGGCGUGUCACGUGCAGGUGGUGUUCGCCACCAAGAAGGAGUUGCCCUCGCUGCUGGUCAUCGUGACGGUGAGUGUGUUUCUUCUGGUGCUGGCCACCGUGCCCUUGCUGGGCGCCGCCUGCUGCCAUCUGCUGGCCAAACACCCGGGCAAGCCCUACCGCCUUAUCCUGAGGCCCCAGGCCCCAGACCCCAUGGAGAAGCGCAUCGCCGCCGACUUUGACCCUCGUGCCUCCUACCUUGAGUCUGAGAAAAGCUACCCGGUCGGCGGAGAGGCAGGCGGCGAGGAGCCAGAGGAGGCCCCCGGAGAGGGCCUGGAUGAAGAAGUGGAGCAGGGGGGCCCUAGCGGCGACCUGCAGAGGGAGGAGAGCCUGGUGGCCUGCUCGCUGGUGGAGUCCCAGUCCAAGGCCAACCAAGAGGAGUUCGAGGCGGGCUCAGAGUACAGCGACCGGCUGCCCCUGGGCGCCGAGGCGGUCAAUAUUGCCCAGGAGAUUAAUGGCAACUACAGGCAGACGGCGGGCUGA